Aphidius gifuensis is the source of this 15907-nucleotide messenger RNA. RefSeq names its product E3 ubiquitin-protein ligase HUWE1 (gene HUWE1). Gene Ontology annotation, cellular component: nucleus. Lineage: Eukaryota; Metazoa; Arthropoda; Insecta; Hymenoptera; Braconidae. The record is from RefSeq and is a predicted model, not a curated record. Gene Ontology annotation, biological process: positive regulation of protein catabolic process; protein polyubiquitination; proteasome-mediated ubiquitin-dependent protein catabolic process. Bases 406 to 15279 code for a protein of 4957 amino acids. Gene Ontology annotation, molecular function: protein binding; ubiquitin-protein transferase activity. The transcript has 9 exons.
UCAAUGUAUACAUUCUGCAAGUAUUAGUAUAUAAUACAAAAAUAAUAAUUAUUUGUAUAUCAUCCAUCCAUCCAUCUGAUCACAUCUGAUCACAAUUCACAAACAGACUGGAUGAGAGCUGGAAAGGUGAAUCAUCAUCAUCAUUAUAAUUGAGGUGCAUUGAGAUUUGAGGUAUAGAGUAUAGACAUUUGGACAUUUGGCGGUGACGGCCGCAAUGAUCGUUUUGCGUGGUCAAAAAAUACCAAAUAAUUAUACUGAAAUAUCAUCAGUUAUCAUAAAAACAUACAGAGAAACAAAGGUACACAACGAGGAGGAUUAUUGUGCGUCGCAAACAAGACGAUUGGCCCUCAAUCGAGGAGUCAUUUGUGAUCAACUUUAAGACAGACACAAUACUAACCUACAAAAAUGAAGAUUGAUCGUAGCAGACUUAAAAAAUGCACCUCAGAAGUGCCUGCCGAGUGUCAAGCACUUAUAAGCAAAUUAAGAUCUUGCUCACCAAGUGAAUUACUUGAUGAGCUAAAACAAAUUGAUGCCUGGACAUUUGGAAAAUGUGAACUAUUUCAUUGGAUUGAUGUACUUGAUUUGAGUGACAGUAUUUUGGAGGAAGCAUGUACACGUAGUCCAGAUAAUAGUUGGGAGCUUGCAUGUGAUUUACCACAAAAUCGUGAAGCCAAAGAAUUACUUCUUUGGGUACUACAUUUUACAACACUUCUCAUUGAGCAUUCAUUCUCCAGACAUUUAUACAACAGUAUGGAACAUCUUGUAACAUUAUUAUCAAGUUGUGAUAUGCAUGUUGUUCUUGGUGUAUUAAAUUUAUUAUACAUGUUUAGUAAACGAAGUAAUUUUAUAACACGUUUAAAUACUGAUAAAAGACAAGCUCUAUUAACACGUCUUAAUCAUUUGGCUGAAAGUUGGGGUGGUAAAGAUAAUGGCUUUGGAUUAGCUGAUUGUUGUAAAGAAUUUCCAAGUAAACCAUUUCCACACAGUGCAACAACACUACAUUUUGAAUAUUAUUCUGAAAAUCCAACAAUAACAACAACAACAACAACAACAGCUGAUACAUCAACAAUAACAUCACCACCAACACCAUCAACGUCAACAGCAACACCAACACCAACACCAACAACAACAACAAAUUCACGUAAAGUUGGACAAACAAAUUAUGUUACAUAUAUACAUAUUGAUAAUGUUGAUAAACUUGGUAAAACACCAGCACAAAUAAUGAAUGAUUUAUUAAAUUAUUAUAAUGUACCACAAGAACGUCAAAUGUCAUUAUUUACACAUGUAAGAUUGGCACAUAGUUUUUCUGAUUAUCGUAGACGUUUACAAUGUGUACAAGCACGUUUACAAGCAUUAUCAGUACUUGUAUAUAGUCAUGCAUUACAAGAAAAUGCUCACAGUUUAUUACAUGCUGGUUUACUUGAAGAAUUAGUUGAAUUACUUGAAUUACCACAUUCUCAUUUAGUUGAAAUACGUGCUGCAGCAUUAAGAGCAUUAACAAGUAUAAUACAUCUUGAUAGAAAUCCACAUUUUCCUAAAAAACCAGGUUCACGUCUUAAUAUGAUUAUUGAUGUUACUGGUGCAAGUUCAUAUCAUGGUUUUUUACCAGUACUUGUACGUACAUGUAUUACAACAUUAACAUCACCAUCAAAAAUUGAUUCUCAACAACAACAACCAUUUCCAUUACCAUUAGCAACAGCAUUAUUUAGUUUUUUAUAUCAUCUUGCAAGUUAUGAAGCUGGUGGUGAGGCACUUGUAAGUUGUGGUAUGAUGGAAAUAUUAUUAAAAGUUAUUAAUUGGCCUGGUAGUGAACUUGAACAUAUAACAUUUGUAACACGUGCUGUACGUGUUAUUGAUUUAAUAACAAAUAUUGAUAUGCAAGGUUUUCAAGCACAUGGUGGUUUAGCUAGUUUUAUUAAUCGUCUUGAAAUGGAAGUUAAUGUUUGUAGAAAAGAACAACCAUUUGAAAUUGAACCACAUAUUUACAAUCAAGAUAUUCCACCACCACCACCUCCACCUUUACCACCACCAUCAUCAUCAUCAUCUGAUGAUAUUAUUGAUAAUAAUAAUCAUGAUCAUGAUGAUGAAGAAGAAGAAGAUGAUGAUGAUGACGACGAUGAUGAUGAUGAUGAUGGUAAUGGUGAUGCUAAUGAAGAUGACGACGAUGAGGAGGAGGAUAAUGAUGAAGACGACGAUGACGAUGAAGAUGAUGAUGAGGAUGAGGAUGAAGAUGAAGAUGAAUUAUUAACAUCUGGUACAUCAUCAAAUAGAUUUAUUAUCAAUGAAUCUGCAAUUGUCGAUGAUACAUCAAAUCCAAUGGAAUUUUCUGAAGAAGAAAAUGAAAAUUUAACACUAGAAUCAUCAACUACAACAACAACUGUUACAUCUACAACAACUACAACAACAGCAACAACAUCAACAACAAUACCAUCAACAUCAACAGUACCAACAUCAUCAUUAACAACACCAACAACAACGAGUAAUGUUGAUAUAACAUGUGCUGCAGCACGUACUGGUAAAACUUGUUUACCACAAAGAGCAGCAUUAUUAAAAUCAAUGCUUAAUUUUUUAAAAAAAGCAAUACAAGAUCCAGCAUUUUCUGAUUCAAUACGUCAUGUUAUGGAGGGUGAAUUGCCAUCAUCAUUAAAACAUAUUAUUAGUAAUUCUGAAUAUUAUGGACCAUCAUUAUUUUUAUUGGCAAUUGAUGUUGUAACUGUUUAUGUAUUUCAAGAACCAUCAUUAUUAUCAUCAUUACAAGAUAAUGGAUUAACUGAUGUUGUAUUACAUGCAUUACUUAUAAAAGAUGUACCAGCAACACGUGAAGUACUUGGUUCAUUACCAAAUGUAUUUAGUGCAUUGUGUUUAAAUCAACGUGGUCUUGAAUCAUUUGUAAAACGUCGUCCAUUUGAACGUCUUGUUAAAGUAUUAAUAUCACCAACAUAUUUAUCAGCAAUGAGACGUCGUAGAAGUGCUGAUCCACUUGGUGAUACAGCAUCAAAUUUAGGUAAUGCUAUGGAUGAAUUAAUGCGUCAUCAACCAAGUUUAAAAGUUGAUGCAACUGCUGCAAUUAUUAAAUUACUUGAAGAAUUAUGUGUACUUGGUUGUGAUACACGUUAUGUUUGUUGGCGUGCAGCAAAUAAAACAGAUGUAUCAUCAUCAUCAUCAUCCUCAUCAUCACCAUCAAAUACCAUUGGUGGUAAUCGUCAAGCUAUUGGUGGUGGUGGUAGUGGUGGUCAACCAAGUGGUGGUAUUGCAACUGGUAGUAGUUUAAAUAAUAAUACAAAUAAUAAUAUUAAUGUUGGUAUUGGUGAUAACAAUGCUAAUAUUGGUGGUGGUGGCAGUGGCAGUGGUGUUAGUGGUAAUAGUGGUAAUAAUAAUAACAACAACAAUAAUAAUACCAAUAAUAGUGCUACUGGCGGUGGAAUUAUUAUUAGUGGUAGUAGUAGUAGUAGUAGUGGUCGAGCAGGAGGUAAUAGUGGCAGUGGUAAUAGUGCAAAUGCAAAUAACAAUAAUAAUAGUAAUAAUAAUACUGGUGGUGGAAGUAGUAGUGAUGAAGAAGAUGAAGAUGAAGAAGAAGCUAGUACAAGUUCACAUCCACAACGUGAAGAACAACCAUCACCAUCAUCAGUACAAACUGGACCACCAAUUCAACAACCGCGUGAAAAAACUCCAAUAGCACUUGUUGAUUAUAUUCAUAAUGUUAUGAAAUUUGUUGAUGCAAUAUUAAGUAAUAAUUCAACAGAUGAUCAUUGUCGUGAAUUUGUUAAUCAAAAAGGACUUGUACCAUUAUUAUCAAUACUUGGUUUACCAAAUUUACCAGUUGAUUAUCCAGUUGCACAAGCAGCUCAAUCAGUUGCAUCUGUAUGUAAAAGUAUUCUUAAUCUUGCACAUGAACCACAAGUAUUGAAAACUGGCUUAAGUCAAUUACUUGAAGUAUUAAAUUUAUUAAAACCACUUCAUAGCCAUAUGGAAUCACCAGGUGGUUCAGUAUUACUUCAUGAAUUGGCAUCAGCACCAAAUUUAGAAACAGCAUUUACAAGUGAUACAGCAACACCAUUAUUACAUGCUAUGAAUGCAGCACAUGGUUAUGUUGUUAUGUUUGUACAUGUUUGUCGAACAAGUCAAAGUGAAAUUAGAAAUUUAUCAAUGAAUCAUUGGGGCUCAGAAUUGGGUCUAAAAGUAUUACAAGGAUUAUCAGAACUUUAUAUGUCACUUGUAUGGGAAAGUACAUUAUUAUUGGCAUUAUGUAGUGAUGAUAGUAUACCAGCUGGUUGUGAUUUUGGUAAAGAAGAUAUGGAUAAAUUAAUACCAUCUGAAUUGAAAGAUGUCAAUGAAAUAAUAAUGACAACUGUUGCUGCAACAACAGAAGCAACAACAGCAACAACUACAAUGACUACAGCCACAACAACAUCAUCAUCAACAACAACAACAACAACAACAACAGCUACAGCUACAGCUACAUCUCAAUCAUCAGCAUCAUCAUCGUCAUCUUCAUCAUCCUCGUCAUCAUCAUCAUCAUCAUCAUCAUCUUCAUCAUCAUCGAUGAUUGAUAUGGGAAGUAAUGGAAUGACAACAGCUAUGGAAGCAUUAAGUACUGAUCCACCACCAGUAUCAAUGGAAAUUGAUGAUAAUACUAAAACAAAUUCUACAACAACAACAACAACAAAUGAAAAUGUUAAUGCAAAUACAAAUACAAAUACAAAUACAAAUAGAACAUCAGCAUCAGCUCAUCAAUUAAAAUAUAUAAAACCAUUAUUAGGUGCAUCAUCAAGACUUGGUCGUGCACUUGCUGAAUUAUUUGGUUUAUUAGUUAAAUUAUGUAUGGGAUCACCAGUAAGACAACGUCGUGGUCAACAAUUACCAAUAAUGCCAACAAUACCAAAUUCAGCAGCUCGUAAUGUUGCUACAUCAUUAAAUAUAUUAUUAACACGUGGUUUAUCAUGGGAUAAAAUUCCACAAUCACCAAUACCAAAAUUUAAAUUAACAUUUUUAAUAUGUUCAGUUGGUUUUACAUCACCAAUGUUAUUUGAUGAAAAACGUUAUCCAUAUCAUUUGAUGUUACAAAAAUUUGUUGCAAUGGGUGGACAAGCAGCAUUUUUUUCGACAUUUCAAUGGGCAUUAUCUGGUGGUGGUAAAUUUCCAUUAUCAGAAGGUCUUGAACAUCCUGAUUUACCAGAUGGUACUGGUGAAUUUUUAGAUGCUUGGUUAAUGUUACUUGAAAAAAUGGUUAAUCCAAAAGCAAUACUUGAUUCACCACAUGUUGGUGUUGCUAAAAGUACAAGUUAUAAUCCACAUAAAUCAUUUGAUCCAAUUAAAUAUCUUGGUGAUAUACAUAAAAAAACAUUUGAAGCUGUUAUGCUUAUGUGGGGUAAAAAACCAUUAAAAAAUUAUGGUGCAAGAAUGACGGAAUCAAUAUUAUCAAUAUUACGUCAUAUAUUAAAAGGUGAAAAAAUUAUAAAAGAACGUACUGAAUUAGAAAGUGGUACAGUUAAUGAUUCAAGUACAAGUGUUGUAACAACUGGAGGAUUAUCUAGUAGAACAUUGACAUCAUCAUCAACAUCAACAUCAACAGCAGCAACAACAACAGCAACAGUAGCAACGACAACAGUAACACCAAUUUUACCAUUAUCAACAACAACAACAACAGCAACAACAAGAAUUGCUGGUAAUACAUCAACAACUUCAUCACGCGUUGAUGUUGAGCCAGCUGUUAGUCCAGAUUCUCUUCAACAAUUAAUGGAUAUGGGAUUUAGUAGAGAAAAUUGUGUUGAAGCAUUAAUGCAUACACUUACAGUUGAACAAGCAACUGAAUAUUUAUUAUCAAAUAUACAUACAAAUUCAAAUACAACAAGAAGACCUGAUGGUUUAUCUGAUACAAAUUCAACAGUACCACCUGGUAUGGAUUUAGAUUCAGUUGAUGAUCAAAUAAUGUAUGCAAUUGCAAUGUCACUUGGUACUGAUACAAAUUCAUCAUCACCAUCAACAUCAAUAUUAUUAUCAUCAACCCUGACAGAUAAUCAAAGUCAUAAAAAAUUAACAAUACCAGAUGAAGAAGAUGAAAAUGAUGAUUAUGAACAACAGCAACAACCAACUAAAGAUGUAUCAAUUGGACAAAAAAUUGAUGAAUUUACAAAUUCAGCACUUGAACAAUGUUUAAAUCUUCUUGAUUUAAUGCCAGAUACAGUUUAUAGAGUAUGUGAUCUUUUAGUUACAAUAACAAAACGUAAUGGUGAUGAAUGGAGAGAUUCAAUGUUGAAAUAUCUAAUAAAUGAUAUUGGUAAAUAUGUAAAUCAUUUAAUAACAAUUGCUAAAUCAUACAAUGAAAAUAAUGAUGAUGGUGAUAAUGAUGCUGGUAAUAAAUUAGUUGAAUGUGUAGAAGCAACAGCUGUUGCUGGUAGAAUAUAUCUUUAUACAUUAUUUUUUGAGGGUACAUUUCAAGAAAUGCGUGUACCAUGUGCACAAAUUGUCAGUGAAUGUGGUAUACUUGAUAAAUUAGUUGAAUUAUUAGUUAUAAGUGAAGCACCAUUAACAUCAAAAAAAUUAAAUAAAACAAAUAAUAAUGAUAAUAAUAAUAAUAUGAAAAAUAUAUCAAAAACACCAAAAUGGCUUGCACCAUUAUUAUUAUUAAUUGAUCGUCUUGAAAGAGUUGCUGUAUUAACACAACGUAAACAAUUAAUGCAUCAAGUUACAAAUCGUACAUGGAAAUGGUUUGAUUUAGCAACUGGUAAAUGGACACCAUAUACAGCAUCAAAUAAUCGUAUUAUUAAUGAAGCAUAUUGGAAUGGUGAAUCAACAGUACGAAUAACAUGUUCAAGACGUAGAUAUCUUUUGACAUUUUCAUGUAUGACACAAGUUAAUGAAGAAAGUGAUAAUAGACGUCCAAUAACAAUGGAUUUUAAAUUUUUACCAAAUAAUAAUAAAAAAAUAAAUACUGAUAAUGAUAAUAAUGAUUCAAAUACAAAUAUGGAUACUGAGGAUGAAUCUACAAAUCAAGAUGAUAUUAUUAUUAUAAAUAAUAAUAAAAAACUAAAAAAUAAUGAAUGUACUGUUGUUAAAGGAUUAGAUAAAAAUAUUGCACCAAGUAUUGUACGUGCUUGUGUUAAAUUAUUAGCAAUACCAGUUGAUCGUGAUACAUUACAUGCAUUAAUGAAAGUAUGUUUAAGAUUAACACGUGAUUAUAAUAAUGCACAAGUAUUUGCUAAAGAAGGUGGUGUACAAUUAUUAUUAGAUAUGACACAAGCAAGUAGUUUUAUUGGUUCAAUUAGUUUAAGUACAUUAUUAAUACGACAUACACUUGAAGAACCACGUACAUUGGAACUUGCUAUGGAAAAAGUUAUACGUAGUCGUACACAAACAAAUAUACCACCAGCAUAUAAAGAAAUAUUAUUUAUGACUAGACAAAUAAGUUCAGCAGUAUGUAGAAAUCCAGAUGUUUAUCGUCAAGUUUGUCAAAAUAUACUUAGAGUUGAUAUUAGUAUAUUAAAACGUGAUGAUAUUGAUAAUAGACUUGUUGUUAAAGCAUUACCAUUAACAAAUCAUUCAUCAUCAGUUCCAAUGGCUGAAGAUGUAUCAGUAAGUGUUAUACAUGAUUUAUUAAAUGCUCUUAUUAAACCUGUACCAAUAUGUUGUGAUGAUAAUAUUGGUGCUACAUCAUCAUCAACAACAACACCAAUUAAUAAUGAUGCCUGUGAUAAAAAAACAACAACAAAUAAUCUUGGUAUAUCAGCUACAACUAUUUCAACAAAUACUGGAUCAACAACAUCAUCAACAACAACAACAGCAGCAGCUACUCUAUCAUCAUCAUCAUCAUCAUCAUCUUCAUCAAAUCCAAUACCAACAACAACAUCAGUAGCAGCAGCAACAACAACAACAACAACAACUGGUAAUGGACCACUUGAUGAUGAUGAUCAAAUUGUACCAUUAAAAAUGUAUACAGAUUAUAUGAAUAACAAUAAAAUUGAGCCUGAAGAAGCUAAAAAACCACUUUUAGCAAAAUCAGCAGUUUUAAAAAUACUUGCUGAAUCAAUAAGAUCAUAUGGUGCUAUUGCAAAUUUAAUAACUGAACAUACAUAUCGUGCUGGACAAAGUGAAAUGAUUAAUGAAGAUACAACUGCACUUGGAUUUUUAUUAGAUAAAUUACUUCCAGUAUUACCUGAUAAUUCUGGUGAUAGACAAUGUAGUAGUAUGGCACGUAUGGUUAUUGCUGCAAUUGCAUCUUGUAAUCAUUCACCAGAUGCUCAAACAACACUUGUUACUGAAGUUAAAGCAGCAUUAACACGAACACUUGCAUUACCAGAAAGUUCAGAAAAACAUGCACAAUUACAAUUGUUAAUUGGUCUUAUAUCGACAAUGAUUGAUAGUUGUCCACCUACAACAACGACAACAACAACAAAUAAUUCAAAUUCAACAACAUCAUCAUCGACAACAGCAACAACAUCAUCCACAACAACAUCAACAACAACAGCUGCAUCAUCAUCGACAACGACGACAACAACAACCACAGCAACUACAGCAACAGCUACACCAUUAGCAACAACAGCAUCAUCGUCGUCGUCGUCAUCAUCAUCUGGAAUACCACCAACUAGUGGAUCAUCAACUGCAGCAACAGCAGCAACAGCAACAACAACAACAACAACAACAAAUCAAAUAAAAACACCAUUAAAAAUUCAUCAAUUUAAUAAUGUUAAUUAUAUUGUGAGAAUUAUGUUGAGAAAAGGUAUAAUAACUGAUUUAGCAAAAAUACCACACAGUUUAGAUUUAUCAAGUCCAAAUAUGGCUGGUACAAUAAAUGCUGCAUUAAAACCACUUGAAACAUUAUCAAGAAUAAUAAAUCAACCAAUGCCAAAUGCUGCGACAAAUAAAUAUUCAAAACCAAAAAAUAAUCGUACAAUUAAUGAACAACUUCAAACUGGUGAUCAAACUGGCACAACAUCUGAAGCAACACAUGCUGUUGGUGAAGAAACUAAUGAAGAUGCCGAAAAUACUGAACAUGAUAUAUCAUUAAAUGCUGAAAGUUUAGAGCCAACAUCUGAAAGUCAUGUUCAUGAAGAGGGUGAUGAGGCUGCUCUUGAUGAUAUUAUGGAUCAACUUCUUGAGAGUGUUUUAUUUUCUAGAGAUGGCUCGGCAAUUACAGAAGAACCAACAUCACGUUCACAUCGUCCAAUGGACAUUGACGAUGAAAGUUUAGCAAUGAGAGAUGCUGAAGGAGAUUUUACACGAGACACAACUGAGGAUUUAAUGAGUUCAGAUUCAGAUUCAGAUAGUAAUCCUUCAGAUGAUAAUGAAGAUGAUGUACAAGAUGAUGAAGACGAAGAAGAAGAGGGUGAAGAAGAUGAGGAUGGUGAAGAAAAUGAAGAAGAAGAAGAGGAUGAAGAAGAAGGAUCAUCAAAUUAUGAAGAAGAUGGAAUGGAUUACUAUGAAGAUGUUGGUGAAGGUAUAUUUAGAAUGCUUCCAUCAGCUGAAAGAGAUGGUAGUAAUGUUGUAAUGAUACAUAAUUUUGAUAAUCAAGAAAAUAAUGCAGCAAUACCAGCUGGUGUCAAUAGUGGUGGUGGUAGUAAUAAUGGUAGUGGCAGUGGUGGUAUCGGUGGUAUUGGUGGUAUUGGUGGUAUUGGUGGCAUUGGUGGUAGUGCUGGCACUGGUAUUAUUAGUGUUGGUGGUGGUGCUAGUAGUAGUAAUAAUAUUAAUAAUAAUGUUGCUGGUGGUAUUGGUGGUAUUGGUGGUGCUGUUGGAACAACAAGACAAAAUAAUCCUUGGAGUUUUCCAUUACCAUUGGGAUUAUUUGAAGAUUUAUCAAGUAGUGUUGAGAGUAAUGGUAUUGGUUCUCAUCCAUUACUUAUGGCACAAGGAAGUAUUGAUGCUGCUACAAAUCGUAAUCAACGAUCAAUUCGUCAACGUCGUUAUCAAUAUUUACCUCUUGCAAAUUCACGUAAUCCAAAUCCUCCAGUUUUAUUACAACGUUUACUUGUACCAGCAGCUCAAACAUUACCACUUUCAGCAACUCAAAUGCUUGCUUCAAAUUUCCGUGAUACACGUGUUGUUCUUAUGGACAAUAGUCUUGGUAUAUUUGCAAAUCAAGAAGAAGAACAAAUUGAUUUUGUUGAUCAAUCUGGUUAUCUAUUUGGACCAAGUUUAGCAGCAACACUUAAUAACAUUCCAACAGCUCUUCAUUGGUGGAUUGAAGAGAGUAAAUUACUUGAUGGUGAUUCACAGCCUGAUUGUUGUGUUGGUGUUGUUCAUAAAAUAAUACCAGGACUUGAAGAACAUAGAAAUAUUGAAUUGGCUGAAAGAAAAGAAAAACGAAAAAAACAACAAGCUGAAAAAGAUGCUGCAGCUGCUGCAGCUGCUUCUUUGGCAGCAACAACAUCUGCAACUGAUAAUAAAAAUGUAAAUUCACCUUUUGAAAUAUUAACAACAGCAGCAGCAGUAGUGGCAGCAGCAUCAUCAUCAUCAACAUCAACAACAACAACAACAACAACAAAUAUUCAACAACAGCCUUUAUUAGUUAGUGGUGUAUUAACGUCAAAUGAUACAUUGCCAAGUGCUGUUAUUAAUAAUACAAAUGAAAAUAAUAUUAUUAGUGGUAGUGGUGAAAUAACUGGUGCAAUGGAAGUUAGUUUACAAGAUGAUAAUACUAAUAAUAGAGUAUCUUUGCCAUCUACACUACCAGAAGAAUCACCAGGUGGUUCAAAUACAAAUAUACUUGAACUUGCUGAAAGCAUUAUUGAUUCUGUUCUUCAACCAACAACAUCCUCGUUAUCUUCGUCAUCAUCAUCAUCAUCGACGACGACGACAACAACAACAACAACAGCAACAACAACAGCAACUACAACUCCAGCAGUAAUAGAAAAUCGUGAUACAAAUGAAUUAAAUAUUAAUAGACCAAUAAAUUCAAUAUCAAUGUCAUUAUUAAAUGAAUCAACAAACUCAGCGACAACUCAAGAUACUAAUAAUACAACAGCAAAUAAUAAUCGUGAACCAAAUACUUGGGUUCAACAAUUUUUAGCUUUGGAACAAACAAGAAGAGAUAAUGAUACAAAUACAUUAUUAUCACCACCAGUAACAUCAACAUCAACAUCAACGCCAACAACAACAACAACAACAACAGCAGUAAUUGGACAAAUAGAAAUAACAACACCAUCAACACCAACAACAACAACAACAGUACAAAAUGAACAAACGCCAAUUGUAUUACAACAACAGUCAACUGGUGAAGAAACAAGUAAUCAACAAUUGACAUCAAAUCAAGAUAGUAAUAAUAGUAGUAGUAGUAGUAGUAAUAAUAAUAAUAAUACAGCAGAAACACAAUUACCAGAUGGUGUUGAUCCAUCAUUUUUAGCAGCUUUACCUGAAGAAAUGAGAGAUGAAGUUAUUGCUGAACAAUUGAGAUUACAAAGAAUACGUCAACGAGCACAAGCAACAAUAAUUGAAGAAGUUACUGGACCAGUUGAAGUUAAUCCAGAAUUUUUAGCAGCAUUACCACCAGCAAUACAAGAAGAAGUACUUGCACAACAAAGAAUUGAACAACAACGUCAUGCUGCUGCAUCAGCAAAUCCAGCAGAUCCAGUUGAUGCUGCAGCAUUCUUUCAAAAUCUUCAACCAUCAUUGAGACAAGCUAUUUUAACUGAUAUGGAAGAAUCACAAAUGUCAGCAUUACCACCAGAUCUUGCUGAAGAAGCUUGUUGCUUCUGUAUUACAAUUGUAAUUAGUGAUUUAACAAGUGGUAGCAGCAGUAGUAGUAAUUUAAAUUGUGCAGGUGCAAGUGGUAGUAAUACAACAACAACAACAACUUGUGGUAAAUUAAAAAAAAAAGCAUUACAUCCAGCAAUUGAAUAUUGUUCACCAAAAAUAAGUGAUUCAAAAAAUAAUUUACAAUCAUGGUUAAAUAUUAGUAUUGAUGCAGCAUUAGGUUGUCGUGCUAAUGUUUUUCAUAUACUAAAACAUGGUGGUGGUAGUGGUAGUGGUAGUGGUGGUAAAAAAUCAGAUAGACAAGGUAAUAUUAUUGCAAUUCAUCCACAAGCAGCACCAACUGUUUGUCGACAUACACUUGAAUUAUUAAUUAGCUUAGCUAAAAGUUUUCCUGGUUAUUUUGUACCAACAAAAUUAAAAGAAUUACUUGAUUCUGAUAAAACAUCAACAACAAUAAAUAAAGAUAAAGAUAAAGAUAAAGAUGUAGAUAAUAGUAAUACUACUACUACUGCAACUGGUACUAAACCAAAAAUAACAACAAAAACAAAUAAAGUUGAUUCAUUGCCUGAUUUUUGGGAUAUGUUAUUAAAGCUUGAUUCUUGUGCUUCUAAAAAAGGUAAAUCAGUUGCACGUUCACAUUCAAAUACAACAAUGGGCAUUGAAUUAGAACAAAAUUUAACGUCAUUUGAAACAUCAGCAUUUGGUCAAUUAAUAUCAAUGUUAAAUUGGUCUGUUGUUAAAAGAAGCAGUCAAUUAACUGAUAAAUUAUUACGUUUAUUAUCAUUAAUAUCAAUUGGUUUAACUGAAGUUAAUCAAUUUAAACGUCAAGAUAAUAAUAAUCAUCAACAUCAACAUCAACAUCAUAAUCAUCAAAAUAUAAUAACAAAUAAAAAUAAAAAUAAAAAUCCAUUGGAUACAACAAAUAAUAAUAAUAAAGAACAAUAUGUUGCUGCACCAGAAAAACAUUUACGUCUUGCUGUACAAGUAUUAACAAGUAAAAGUUGUUCUGAAGAAGGUCUUGAAGAUGCAACAGCAUUAUUAUUAAAUCUUUCACAUUGUCCAGAUCCAACAAGACAAUUAAUAUUAAAAUUAUUACUUGAAGGUGCAAUGGAACUUGCAAAUAUGGUUUGUGAACAUAUCAAUGAAUUAAUGAAUGAACUUAGAAUAUUAAAUCGUGAAAUACAAAAAAGAAUUUUACUUGAAGAACAGCCAUCAGCAUCAUCAUCAUCAUCAAGUGGUAAUACAACACGUGGUUUAUUACUUGAUAGAUUUACUCAAGAUAAUGUUAUUAUAACAGCACCAUCUAAAAUAAAAACAACAACUGAUUUACAAUUACCAUCAAUGAGUGUACUUGUUAGUAAAACAUCUAGUCAAGCAUUUUUCUUAAGAAUACUUAAAGUUAUUGUACAAAUUAGAGAAGCUGUUUAUUUAGCAAAUAAAAAGAAAAAUGAUGAAUUAACAAGAUUAGCAACAUCAUCAGUACCAGUAGCAGUACCAUCAACAUCAACAUCAACAUCAUCAUCAUCAGCAACAACAACAACAUUAGCAGCAACAACAACUGAUGAACGACCAACAGAAAUAAUUGCAAUGGAUACAUCAAAUAUUGAUGAUGAUAAUAAUGAAGAUGACGAUGAUGAUGACGACGACGAUGAUGAUGAUGAUGAUGAUAAUACAACAGUUGUUAAUAUGGAAACAACAACAAUUAUCACCAAUAAUAAUAUUAAUAAUAAUAAUAAUAAUAAUAAUGGUGAUGAUGAUAUUAAUGUUGCAAGUACAUCAAAUACAAAUACAAAUGUAAAUGCAAAUAAUAAAGAUAAAUCAAAAUUGCCAUUAUUAAGUGAAAGUCUUAUACUUGAUAAUUUAUGGGAAACAUUGAGUGCUUGUUUACUUGAACUUGAAGAUACACCUGAUCAUCAUGCUGUACUUGUACUUCAACCAGCUGUUGAGGCAUUUUUUUUGGUUCAUUCAUCAUCAAGUAGUGCUGCAGCACGUGAUCGUGAACGUGAAAGAGAACGUGAACGUGAUCGUGAUCGUCAACGUAGUAAUCGUCAACGUGAACCAAGUAAUGAUGCAAAUAUUGAUAUAAUACCAUCAGCAAUUGUUAAUGAUAAUAUUAUUGUUGCACCAAUAUCACCAAUACCAUUGGAUAAUGAUGAUGAAGAUGAUGAUAAUGAUAAUAUUGAUAAUAAUGUUACAACAAUACAAAAUGAUGAUACAACAACAACAACAAUUGUACCAACGACAUCAACGACAUCAACGACAACAACAGCAGCAGCAUCAUGGGAUAUAACACCAACACCACAAAAAUCAUUACCAUCUGAUCAAUUGAAAUUUUUAAAAUUUGCUGAAACACAUAGAACAGUAUUAAAUCAAAUACUACGUCAAACAACAACACAUUUAGCUGAUGGUCCAUUUUCAGUAUUGGUUGAUCAUACAAGAGUACUUGAUUUUGAUGUUAAAAGAAGAUAUUUUAGAACAGAAUUAGAACGUAUGGAUGAGGGUAUUAGACGUGAAGAACUUGCUGUACAUGUUAGAAGAAGUCAUGUAUUUGAAGAUUCAUUUAGAGAAUUACAUCGUAGAAAUGCUGAUGAAUGGAAAAAUCGUUUUUAUAUUGUAUUUGAAGGUGAAGAAGGACAAGAUGCUGGUGGUUUAUUAAGAGAAUGGUAUGUUAUAAUAUCACGUGAAAUAUUUAAUCCAAUGUAUGCACUAUUUACUGUUAGUCCUGGUGAUCGUGUAACAUAUAUGAUUAAUUCAUCAUCACAUUGUAAUCCAAAUCAUUUAUGUUAUUACAAAUUUGUUGGACGUGUUAUUGCAAAAGCCAUAUAUGACAAUAAAUUACUUGAAUGCUACUUUACACGUAGUUUUUAUAAGCAUAUACUUGGCAUACUUGUCAAACAUACUGAUAUGGAAAGUGAAGAUUAUAGUUUUUACAAAGGUCUUGUUUAUUUAACUGAACACAAUAUAUCAGAACUUGGCUAUGAAUUAACAUUUUCUGCUGAAGUCAAUGAAUUUGGUGUUAAUGAUGUACGUGAUUUAAUUAAAAAUGGACGUAAUAUUGUUGUUACUGAAGAUACUAAAUUGGAAUACAUAAGACUUGUUUGUCAAAUGAAAAUGACUGGAGCUAUUCGUAAACAAUUAAAUUCAUUUUUAGAAGGUUUUUAUGAUAUUAUACCAAAACGUUUAAUAUCAAUAUUCAAUGAACAAGAACUUGAGCUAUUAAUAAGUGGUUUGCCAAAUGUUGACAUUGAAGAUUUACGUACAAAUACAGAAUAUCACAAAUACAAUCCAACAUCACUUCAGAUACAAUGGUUUUGGCGUGCUUUACGUGGUUUUGAUCAAGCUGACAGAGCUAAAUUUCUUCAAUUUGUUACUGGAACUUCAAAGGUACCUUUACAAGGUUUUGGUGCACUUGAAGGUAUGAAUGGUGUACAAAAGUUUCAAAUUCAUCGUGAUGAUCGUUCAACUGAAAGACUGCCAUCUGCCCAUACAUGCUUCAAUCAACUUGAUUUACCUGUUUAUGAAACGUAUGAUAAACUACGUAGCAAUUUACUCAAGGCAAUUCACGAAUGCAGUGAGGGCUUUGGAUUUGCCUAAAUUUAUGUUGUCAUUAAAUUAAUUAUUAUAUCAUUAUUAUUAUUAUUAUAUAAAUCAAUUGGAAAAACAAAGGAAAAAAAAAAAUAAUUAUUUAAUAAUCGACACGACGAUAUAUAAUAUAUUUCCUUUGUUUAUUUUUUAGUUUUAAUUAUUUUUUUUUCUUUUCUUUUUUUUAUAUCGUUAUUUUAUUUUAUUUUAUUAUCAUUAUUUUCGUAUAUGUAUGAUGAUUGUUCCUAGAGAAUUGUUGAAAUUUAUCAAUAUAUAUAUCACUAUAAUCUCUUAUUUUUGUAUGUAUAGCACACAUACAUUUAACAAAAACACAUUAUAAUAAUUCAUUCAUUAAUUAUAAUACGUAUGUAUAUAUACAAUAUUUUGAUGACAUAUAUACUCAUUGUGAAAUGAAAGGGGGUGCCAAUCAAUCAAUCAGCCAGCCAGCCAGCUAACUAAAUACUAGCAACAACAAUACAAACAUUACAAGUCAAAUGGCAGGAUUAAAAAAAAAAGGGCGCAAUGUUAUUAAAAUGUUAAUUAUCUGAUAUUCAACAUGCAAAGCUUCCCAAAUGUCCAGAGUUUAUUUUAUUGAAUAAAAGUUUAAAUAAAUAAAUAAAAAAAUGAAAAAAAAAAAAAA